Molecule: messenger RNA, 2423 nt
Organism: Thecamonas trahens ATCC 50062
Lineage: Eukaryota; Apusomonadida; Apusomonadidae
Product: histone acetyltransferase
Exons: 3
Coding region: 1-2067 (688 amino acids)
Molecular function (GO): acyltransferase activity, transferring groups other than amino-acyl groups
Source: RefSeq, a predicted model, not a curated record
AUGCAGUCCCCGUCUCACCCGCACUCAUUGGCGGACGAGCUGCUGGCCUCCCUCUCCGGCCCUGCCGAGGUCUACCUCUACGCGCCCAAGGACGACGCUAAACACCGCGCCCUGUGGUCCGUCCCCUACUCGUCCGACGAGGCUGCUGCCUUUACCGCCCUUGCUGCUGCUGCUCCUCAAAGUGCCUCCUUUGUCUACGCUCUCGCCCCGGGCCUCGCCGGCAACGCCCUCUUUGCCGACCCGGCUUCCGCUGCCGCCGCCGCCGACAAGGUCGCUGCUGUCUUUGACGCCAUCGCCACCGCUCCGCAUCCGCCAGCCGUCGGCCUCGCUGUCCUCUUUGACGACAUCCCCGUCGAUCCGUCGCCAGCUGUCGCCACUGCUCAGGCCGCCUUUGCUGCCGCUCUCAUCGCCGCCGCCCGUGACGCUGCCGCCGCUGCCGGCCUCGCCUUUACCUUUGCCGCUUUCUGCCCCACUGUGUACUGCGCCCGCAUGGCGGCCCCGUUUGGCGGCGUCGCCACCUGCGGCUACCUCGCGGCCCUCGCUGAGGGCCUUCCGGAUGACGUCCAUGUGUUUUGGACCGGAAACGAGAUCGUCUCGCCCUCGAUCACUGCGGCAGACCUCGCACCCGUCAACGCCAUCUUUGGCCGCAAGGUCCUCCUCUGGGACAACGUUUUUGCCAACGACUACGACAACCGCCGCGCUGUCCUCGGCCCCAUCGCCGGUCGCCCGCUCGACCUCCGCCAGGCCGUCGCUGGCCUGCUCAUCAACCCCAACACCGAGUACGAGUUCAACUACGUCCCGCUCGUCUCGCUCCGCAACUGGCUCGCUGCCGAGCCGGGUUCUGACGCCGCCAUUGCGCCAUCAGACUCAACUCACCUCGACUCUCUCGCUCGCGACUGGCUCGCUGCCCGUCUGGACGUGCCUGCCCCGUCGGACGCCACCGUAGACGCGCUUGUCCUUCUCCUGCGCAUCUUUGCCGUCCCAGCCGAUGCUGCCGCCUCACUCGACCCUAUCCUCGCCCACCCGACCAAUGCCGCAGCCAUCGCCGAGCUCAAGGCCGGUGGGCAGCGCCUUGUGGACGUGUACGAGGCACUUCACGCCACACUUGUCUCGGACGCUGGUCGUGCCCUCCUCUACGCCCUCCACCCGUACAUGUGGGAGCUCAAGGAGGCCGGUGGACUGCUCCUCGCCUACGCCGCUUACCUCUGCGCCCCGGUCAAGGCCUCGCUCGUCGAGGCCAACGCCGGCUGGCCGUUCCACACCUCUGCAUCCGGCGUGUUCUUCUCGGACUCGCACGCCUUGCCAACGUACGAGGCAACGCUUGCGGCGCAGAUCAAGUCUCGUCUUCUCACCCUCAACUUUGCCGACGCCUCGAUUGGCCUCGCUCCGCCUGAUGCCCGUGGCCGCCUUCCCCGCCCGCGCAUGGACUUUGUCAUUCGCACCGCUCGUCCCGCCGACGUCGACGCCUGCUACCUUGUCUGCCUCGAGACCGGCAACUACGGCGACGACGGGACCGAGUUUUACCUCGACGACCCACUCAUCCUGGGCCAUCGCUACACUGGACCGUACCUGGAGUUUGACGAGACGGCGUAUGUGCUCGAGGAUGAGGCCGGAGUCUGCGGCUACACACUCGGCGUUCUCGACUCUAACUCCUUCUGGGCCCGCUACCUCGCCGAGUGGGUGCCCAAGAUCGUGGCCUCGCUCCCGGCUGGCAUCGCCGAGAGCCACGCGCCCGGCGGCGCCCUUGCCACUCCCGUCGAAGGCGAGCCGCGAUCGCACGAGCUCUACCGCCACUUUCUCAACCCGCCGACAGCCUACGAGUUUGCGUCGUUUGUCGAUGAGUACCCGUCGCACCUCCACAUCGACAUCAUCGCCCGCGGCCAGUCGCAGGGCCAGGGCACCCGCCUCAUCAAGACCCUGCUCUCCGACCUCCGCGCCCGGGGCUCGACAGGUGUCCAUCUCGAGAUGGCCAUCACCAACGACGCCGCCUACGGCUUCUACCGCAAGCUUGGCUUUGUCGAGCUCUUCCGCAACACCGAAGAGAUCGUCAUGGGCAUCAAGCUCUGAUGUCUGCCCCGUCACACCACAAACAGCGUGUCAGUCACGCCGGCACUCCGCAGUGCAAGCUGGAGGCUGGCCUUGGUUGCAAGGCCCGCCAGCACCACCCCUGGCACGGUCAUCCGUGCUAGCUGCGACCCUCCGCCGAGCGCGGCCUCGGCGACCACGGUCAGGCCGACGAUGUUCGAGGUGAGGACAACAAUGUGGACGAUGCGAAAGAGGGAGACGCCGAGAUAGUUGGGAAAGACACCAAGAAAGUACGCAUCAUAGUCCCAGAUCAUGACCAAUACAACCAGCGCCUUGGCCAUCGAUGAAACAAGUAGCGCGCGGACAACCAGGUCGAGGACCGCUCCCACGCCCAGCCG